AUGCAAAGAAAAGAUACGGUCCGUAAUGUCGAGUCGACCGGAAAGUUCUGCUGGAAUCUCGCAACAUGGGACUUGCGCGAAGCCGUCAACAUUUCCGCAGAACAGGUUGGAUACGCAGUGGACGAGUUUGAGCGCGCCGGGCUGCGUAAGCAAUACAGCCAUUCACUGCCUGGAGAUCCCGUUCCCAUGGUUAAAGACAGUCCAGUGAAGUUUGAGUGCGUCUAUCACUCGACUAUCAGGUUGCCUGCCAACCCACCAAUGGGAACUGUCGACGUCGUCAUCGGCAGAGUUGUAGCUGUUCACAUCCACGAUGACGUGCUUACAGACGGAAAAUUGGAUGUCAAGAAAACGCAACCAAUCGCUCGUUGUGGUUACUUCCAGUAUGCGGUCAUUCGGGACACCUUUGACAUGGUGAUUCCCGGUAUGGACGACGCCACUCACGCUGGGUUGGAAGGGAACAGCGGGAUACACAAAGAGAUUAGAGAGGGCAAACUGGGACAGAACGGCUCAAAGUAG
Messenger RNA from Colletotrichum chrysophilum, 516 nucleotides. RefSeq lists its product as uncharacterized. Lineage: Eukaryota; Fungi; Ascomycota; Sordariomycetes; Glomerellales; Glomerellaceae. Gene Ontology annotation, molecular function: FMN binding. The transcript has a single exon. Bases 1 to 516 code for a protein of 171 amino acids. The record is from RefSeq and is a predicted model, not a curated record.